This is a messenger RNA of Rotaria sordida, 1599 nucleotides long. NCBI's taxonomy places the organism in Eukaryota, Metazoa, Rotifera, Eurotatoria, Philodinida, Philodinidae. The record is from the annotation of a GenBank genome assembly.
AUGACAUAUUCAAAUAAUUUACCAAUAUCUACACGAUUUUUACAGCAGCAACAACAACAACCAUUGCUUCUUGUUACUGAAGAAGCAGAAAUAUUAGAUAUUGAUAAUCAAAAUGAUAAUGAUAAACUUCUUCUUCCUCGUUCAACACGUUCACUUAAACGACGUACAACGUUAUUUGAAAAGAGUCGAGACUGGGCACGACGUCUUAUAACUCUUCAUAGAGCUCGUCGUAAUGCAAUAUCAAAUGAAAAGAUUCGUGAAACAUGUUAUGAAUCAAAUAUAAAACAUUCAAUAAGAAAAAAUUCUUAUCAUGAAUCAUUAUAUAAUUAUCCGAAAAAUUUUGAUGAAGAUGGUUAUUUAUCUCCAAUGGAAAUUCAAGCUAAACUUGAUAAUAUUUCUCAACAGAAUCAUUCAUCUUGUUCAAAAUCAUCAAAUAAUUCUUCUGAUCAACAAUUAAUUGUUUAUUCUCAUAGUGGUUCAGAUUUAGCACAAUCUAUUUAUCGUUGUCAUGGUCCAGUUAUUCAAUCAUCUACCUCACCAUGUACAUGUCAACAACAACAACGAUUACCAUCGUCAUCUUUUGUAUCAGAAUUUCAUAAAUCUCUUUCAAUUGUUGAUUAUAUAGAUUUUGAUGUAUCUGAAACAUCAACAUCAUCAAAACAAGAUGAUGAUGAUAAUGAUCCAGUUGAGUAUUUAAAAUAUUUAUUUAAUGAAAAUAAUAAAAAAGAACAAGAACAACAUGGAAAUUUUAUUCGUCGUACACCACGUCGUUCAACGAAUACAUCAUCAAUAUCAGCUGAUUCAGGUUAUUACGAUAUAUCAAUACCAUCAUCAAAAUUAAUACCUGUACAUUUAAUAUCAUGUACAUUAAUACCGGUGAAUGUUACAAGAACAAAAUCAAUGGAUAUACAUUGUUUAGCAUGUACAUGUCCAUCAUCAACAUAUUUUUCCAAUAAAACUGAACGACGACGACGACGAAAAUCUUCUACAUAUUCAUCACAUUCACAUCCACAUCGAACUUAUUCUCGACAACAUAUGGAUAUACUUGAGAAUGAGAUUAGUAAUCAUUGUACAUGUAAUAAUAAGUAUUAUUCUACAAUGACAAUAUUUCCAACAUUAUCUGUAUCUUCACCUAUGGGAACUAUAUCUACAACAAAGAUAGAUGUUAAUAAUAAGGAUGAUUAUUAUAAUAAACAACAACAACAAAAAAGACAUUUGAAAAAAAAACGCACAAGUCUUUUAAAACUUCCAACACUAAAUGAUGAUUUAACAUCUGUAUCACGUUGGUAUAAACCAAAUCUUGAAAGAGAUGCUGUAUGUCAAGCUUUACAAUCAGCUGAUUAUGGUGCAUUUAUUCUACGUAAUAGUACAACACAUCUUGAUUGUUAUGCUCUUUCAGUUAAAGUACCAAAAUUUACACAUGAAUCAAAUAUAGCUCAUUAUCUUAUUGAAAGAAUUGUUCAUAAUGAUUCUAUUGGUUAUCGUAUUAAAGGAACAAUGAAACAAUUUCCAACACUUCUUUCAUUAUUAACUCAUCAUUCAGUUAUGCCAGAAAUUUUACCUAUAACACUUAAUCUUAAUGAAAUACUUUCUAUUUAA